Molecule: messenger RNA, 1049 nt
Organism: Dioscorea cayenensis subsp. rotundata (Guinea yam)
Lineage: Eukaryota; Viridiplantae; Streptophyta; Magnoliopsida; Dioscoreales; Dioscoreaceae
Product: ER lumen protein-retaining receptor
Exons: 6
Coding region: 87-914 (275 amino acids)
Biological process (GO): protein retention in ER lumen
Cellular component (GO): membrane
Molecular function (GO): ER lumen protein retrieval receptor activity
Source: RefSeq, a predicted model, not a curated record
UGUCUUUGUCUUCUCUCUCUCUCUCUCUCUCUCUCUCUCUCUCUCUCUCAAACCCUCGUUCUCUCCGUCUAGAGUUUGGGGAUCUGAUGGGACGGCGGCGGGGUGCUAGGGAUCCGGUGAACAUCCUCUUCGGGUGGGUCCGGCGGCAAUCGGUGAGGGUGCAGGUGUUCCUCGGCGCAGUGGCGGCGCUUGUCGCCCUCGUUGGUCUGAAGAUCUUCGUCCGUGAUUAUGAACACUUCUACAUCGCAUCUGAGGCCGUCCAUGCCGCCGGCAUCCUCCUCCUCAUCUAUAAGCUCACCCGCCACAAGACUUGUUCCGGUCUUUCCUUGAAGUCUCAAGAGCUAACUGCCAUAUUUCUAGCUGUAAGACUAUAUUGCAGUUUUAUUUUCGAAAAGGAUAUCCAUACUAUCCUUGAUUUUGCAACUCUAGCUCCGACUCUAUGGGUCAUUUACAUGAUUCGGUACAAAUUAAACUCCAGUUAUGACAAGGAACUAGACAACAUGCCGAGAUACUAUCUGGUGCUUUCUUCAGUUGUCAUAGCAGUAUUCGUCCAUCCUAUUUCUAGCAGGCUUGGCUUCAAUUCAAUUUUAUGGGCAUUUUGCAUGUACCUCGAGUCUAUCUCAGUUCUUCCUCAACUUAGAGUGAUGCAAAAUGCAAAGAUGGUUGAACCAUUUACAGCUCACUAUGUAUUUGCCCUGGGUGUUGCAAGAUUCUUGGGUUGUGCACACUGGAUAUUACGGUUGAUUGAAAGCCGUGGAGCAUUUCUUUAUCAUGUCGGAACGGGCUUCUAUUGGACAAUUGCAAACCUUACUGCUGAAGGUGUUCAAACUUUUAUCUUGGCUGAUUUUUGCUACUAUUACAUUAAAAGCGCAAUGUAUGAUCAACUCUUGAGAAGCCUGUCUUCACCAGUAUAAAGAGUGAAUGGAUGUCAACCAGAUCUCAUGAUUACUAAAAAUUACUCUUUCUAAGACAGUUACAAUGUCAAUGCAAAUGAAGUUUGUAUUUGAACUCUUUUCUUUUCUAUAAUGCAACAUAUUAAGUUUAUAAUA